AUGGCACGGCGAGCAAUAGAAACAGAGGUGCCGACGCCGCAGUCCCCUCCUAAAAGAGCCACUCGCGCUCGAACGCGAAGUACCACGACCAAGGCGAAGGAAGAUGCCAAAGUACCAGCUACAACAACUACCACAACAACUACCACAGCGCGGAGAGGAAGACCUAGAAAAAACCCAGAGACCACUUCCGUGCCUAAGGCUAAGACAACUGCCGCCUCAGAGGAUUCGAAGAAAAGGACGCAAAGGACAAUCAAGACCAAACCGACAUCAUGCAGUUUGGAUGAAGACAAUUCUAGUGACGACGAGAUGAAUAUUGUACAUUCCAGGGCUACCGCUGCAACGAGGUCGUCGACAAGGCGUAUGGCUACGUUGGCUUCUUCUAACUCAUCUGUGGCUAGUGAGCCUAAGAAAAGAGUGCCUCGAACGACUAAAAAGAAACCCGAACCUGCUACCGUAUAUACACCGGAAGCGCAUGACCUAGACUACGAUGACGACGAUGAACUUGCAGAAACUCAGCCUGUGAAGCAAAAGACUGUUCAGAUCACGACCACGGCUACACGAAGGGCAAAGGCAUCAAUUGUAUCGAAAACGGCAAAAGCUUCUACCCGGUCAUCAACUCUAUCCUCUACUACAACGGAUCGCUCUAUACUUCUAAACAAAACAAAACCAGGUGUUCCCAAAAAGAAGGUUACGUUUCUGGAUAUUACUGAACAUUCCGACAAGGAAAAUCAACCUUUACUGGAUGUUUCCAAGAGUAAAGGGAAAGCAGAGAUUGGUAUGACUGCAAAGCCGGUCCGCAAAGGAGCUGCCGUGAAACAAAACGUAUCAGAUACCAGCGAAGGUAAACGGGAGCGGAAAAAGGAGCCACUGUCUCCAAAGAAAGCUACGCAGAUAGCCAAAUCUGGAUCCUCUGGCAGUUCCGAAGAAGAAGAUGAUGAUGUCUUCGGACCCACGGGCCUCUCUAAAUCGCCGCAGAGGUCACCAGUGAAGGCAUCUCCACUUCCACGGUCUUUUGCUUCUCCUGCAAAACGAAUCGAUUUUACACAGGCUGCUAGGCCAGUCUCCCGAGAUUCCGCGGUCAGUGAAAAAGAGCAUGACACAGGGCAUGGCAAUAAGCUGGCCGAAUUGAUGUCAAGCCCUGCAAAGCGACCUCCUCCUUCUCCUUUCCAACCUGCUAUCAAUGAAUCUCCACGAAAGGCUCCUAUUUUCCAUAGCGAGUCUCGACCUGGGCAGGAAACGGUAGGACAACCUAAGGUUUCCCCGCUGAAAAUGUCACCAAAGAAGGGGGCUAGUAUGUGUUUUAUCCAGGCAUCUCUGGAUGCACCCCUCUCACCUACGAAGACAAAAACAUCACCUCUUAAAUCUCCUGCACGCAGACCCCAUUCUCCUAUGAAAAUGCCACUACCACCUUUGAGCUUGGAGGAUCGUCUGAUUGAAGCUCGAAGACCUAAGAAUCAGGAUGAUAUCAAUUUGGAUCUAUAUGGCGAAGCUUGUCAUGAGGGGCUUAUGGAGGAUAUGGAUGAUUUAAGCAUAUCAGCCAUGCAUGAGGAUGAAAACCUCCUCGAUCAAGUAGAAGACACCUUUAUGGAAGACAGUCACCACACAUCCAACAGGCGAGAAACAAUACUAAGACAUGGUAGGAUGGAUACUCCAUCUAACAUUAUGGACCAGGUUUCCGCUAUGGUUCCCAUAUCUCAACAAGACUUUGUUUAUCGGGAUGAUAUGAUUCACGAAGACUCCGAUACGGAACUAGGACCCAGUCCUACUAAAAGGCAACCACAUCAUGGAAAUUCCCAGCCUGAGAGUCCUGAAAUUGCACUUAGAUCGCAUGAUGCAUUUGGUACUGAACUUGGAUUUACUCCCCUAGCUGACAGAUUAAGCCGAUGGGCAGCAAGUAGCCCCGAGAAACAGAGGCCCAGGAAAUACCAGCGGAGGGGACUCUUCUCUCUAGAUGUCCAUGAAAAUUCGCGCGGAACUUCAGAAAGAAGGCGGUCGUCUCGGAUUCACCAGGCUCAAGCAUUAAAAGAGUCCAUGAUAUCCGUUGAAGAAGAUGAAGUGCCUGCAAUAGAGGAUCUCAAUAUUCAUACAGAUUUGUCUACGUCCCCCGACGAAGAGAGUAUCGGUGAUUUUAUUGCUUAUGACGAUAUUGAAUCACCUCUAAGGCCACUGAGCUCGCAUAGAAGUCCCAGUGACCAUCUUUCAGAGUCUUCUGAAGUAUAUGGAGAUGAAAAUGCACCUCCAGCGAUGACCAUCAAUCCUACACUCUUUAGUGAAAGCUCUCAUGGCCGCGCUUACUUUCUUCCAACUUCCCCCGCUGAGCCAACACCAGUUUCCAUGUCUGUGACUCCUGUUCGUCGAAAUCCAGAUUGCCCAAGGGUCAUACACACUGUAUCGAAAGUUCCAUUGAAAGGUGACGAUGGUGGAUCUCUCAAAAUCCCUCGGAAGAGAACUAGGUCUCUUUGCUCGAAUACAACAAGUCCACCGUCGACCUUGACCAGAAGCCGAACCUUGCCAUCUCCCGGUAAGAACCGGACACCACUUAAAACUUUCAUACCAGCCUCCCCUGGAAACGGUUCGACGCCAACUGGACUCAUGCUGCCCGAGCGGCCAAAGCCAGGAACGUGGUCCGGCCGUAUCAAUCCAGCGAAAAAUCGGAGUCCAACAAAGGACAAGAGCAGUGGGAGCGAAGUAUUAAAGGGUGCUGUUGCAUUCGUUGAUGUGCACACAGCUGAGGGUGCUGAUGCCAGUGGUAUCUUCAUCGAGCUGCUUACCCAAAUGGGCGCGAGAUGUGUCAAGUCAUGGAAAUGGAACCCAAGAACAAGCUUGUCACCCGUUGAUGGCGCUGAACCGCCGGAAAAUCCAAAAGUUGGGAUUACCCAUGUCAUCCAUAAGGAUGGUGGAGUUAGAACACUGCAGAAAGUAAGGGAAGCUAACGGUCUUGUAAAGUGUGUUGGUGUUGGCUGGGUACUUGACUGUGAAAGAGAAAACAGAUGGGUCGAUGAAGCUAACUAUGCUGUUGACAUCAGCAUGAUUCCCCGAGGUGGGAACAAAAGAAGAAAGAGUAUGGAGCCUAGAGCUUUGAGCAAUCAGCAUGGAACACUCUCUGUCCUAGAUUCUUGCACUUCCCCGAGCAGUAGCCGUCGCUCCGGCUCAGAGAGAGAAACACUGCAGGAGCUUAGACGUCUGUCACCUAUACCAAAACUUCAUCCAUCUCGACGAGACUCAAUUGGUCCCACUGCCUUUGAAGAUGACAGCUUUGAAGACUCAGAGAGUAUGACAACCCCAAGACGGCGUCAACCGCAGCUAACUACGUUCGAAGCAGAGGAGCCUCAAACGCCGGGUGGAGAGUAUGGUUAUUCUUUCAGUUAUGACGAUACAGUUCCGCCAUCCCCAACUACCCCAUACUACUUGUCAGGGGGAGCAAAGUUGAUACAACAGACAUGUCCACCUAAGCAAUCAAGACAAGGCCUUUUCCCCCUCGAUGGGAAAAGUGACGAGCAGCAAAAUGAGAAGCUAAGAAUCAGGCUUGAAGCAGCUAGGCGGAAAAGCCUAGUCUGGAAGCCAAAAAUUGGAAGCCCCCUUGGAAAGGGAUACAUGUAG
Messenger RNA from Nannizzia gypsea CBS 118893, 3600 nucleotides. RefSeq lists its product as hypothetical. Bases 1 to 3600 code for a protein of 1199 amino acids. The transcript has 2 exons. Gene Ontology annotation, biological process: mitotic cell cycle. Lineage: Eukaryota; Fungi; Ascomycota; Eurotiomycetes; Onygenales; Arthrodermataceae. The record is from RefSeq and is a predicted model, not a curated record.